Messenger RNA from Gigantopelta aegis, 633 nucleotides. Its product is annotated as ganglioside GM2 activator-like. The record is from RefSeq and is a predicted model, not a curated record. Gene Ontology annotation, molecular function: enzyme activator activity; lipid carrier activity. NCBI's taxonomy places the organism in Eukaryota, Metazoa, Mollusca, Gastropoda, Neomphalida, Peltospiridae. Bases 1 to 588 code for a protein of 195 amino acids. Gene Ontology annotation, biological process: lipid transport; ganglioside catabolic process. The transcript has 4 exons. Gene Ontology annotation, cellular component: cytoplasmic side of plasma membrane.
AUGUCUACUUUCUUCAACCGUGCCUGCUAUAACAAGUAUAGUCGAAACGAUAUCGAAGAAUGGGGUUUGAUGUUAAGAAAAUUAACGUUGAAGCCCGACCCUGUUGAGAUCCCGGGGAACAUCACGGCCUGGGGGUACAUCCGCGUGAACAAGCCGAUCGUUGGAAACAUCUCCCUGGAACUCAAACUGAAGCGCUAUCUCGGAUUCUUCUGGUUAUCUGUCCCUUGCUUAAAAAACAUCGGUUCGUGCACCUACCCUGACGUGUGUGAACUGCUUGAGGAUCACUAUAACGAGACUAUAGGGUGUAAUGAGAACUUACAGGCGCACGACAUCCCGUGCACGUGUCCCUUCUUACCCGGCACCUACACCCUCAAACCAGAAAUGUUUCAGAUUCCACAACUCAAAGGUUUAUGGGCCUCGUUGGCCAAGGGCGACUACAAGGCAGACGUUCGCCUACGAGACACUGACAGUAACGAGGUGAUCGCCUGUCAACACAUCGAGUUCAGUCUCACCAACGGCUUCGUGCCCACGGUCUCGCCAACUGACAAACCAAAGUGUACGAACAUUCUCGACUGUCUGUUUGGUUAAAUCGUCUCACCCUGCACAGAGGCGGAUCCACGAUGGGGACAUGGG